UUGUGCUUACUAGUGCUAGCAUAAAAAGCAAUUAAUCCUUUCUCUGUAAAAGGUGUUUCUAUGGUAGCCUGUUGCAUUUAACCUUUCCUAUAAUUGCCUCAAAAACCAAUUCUUUGAUCUCCUCUUGCCUCCAUUUCUCAUGAGUUUUUUUAUACCAAAAAUGGUUCUUCAUCAUCUUAGCCUAUUCAUCUACAACAAAUCAUUCUAUCUUCCAAUCACCAUCCUACUCUCCACUGGUUUGCUAGAGGGCUACCUUUCAUCCUCACCUUGCCCUCCUCAGACCUGUAAUGGAUUGAGUAUCAAACACCCCUUCUGGAUUCCUGGCCUGCAAGAAACCCAAUGUGGCCGGGCCGGAUUCAAUGUCACUUGUCAUGACAACAAGCCGAUGAUCAAGAUCAAUGGUGACAGUUUCAUGAUUAGAGACAUAGUUUAUGAAAACGGCACGUUGUUGUUAGCUAACUGGAACGUGUUUGAUGCUGAUACCAAGUGUCCGGUUCCUCAUCAUAAUUUUAGUGUUGAUGAGACUCCGUUUAGCUACGGUCCUGCCACAACCGAUCUCUUCUUCUUCUACAACUGCACGGCUCCUUACGACAGGGAGACGUACGCUGUAGAUUGCGCUACAAGUGCUGGCCGUUACUCUUUUGCUGUUUUCCAUGUUGAACUUUUGGGGCACUGGAACUAUUCUAUCGGGUCGUGCCAGGCUCCGGUUAAUGCACCGGUAGAGGGAGAAGGUCUCGACAAACUGUUGAAAAUGAACUAUACUGAUGUACUUAAGAAAGGUUUUGUUCUACAGUGGGAAGGAAGCGACUGUGGUAGCUGUCAUGGGAGUGGGAGUGGAUUGAAUUUGGGACUCAAGAUUGGCAUAGGUGUGGGAGCAGCUGCAGUUGGUGCCUUGAUGAUGUGCAUAAUUUUCUUCAUCUAUCAUCGUCGCUACAAAAGACGUUAUGGCAAUUCAUCGUUCGUAUCUCGUGGAUCAUCUUCGUAUCCUUCUUUGACAAAUGAUCUAGAGAAGGCGGGAGUCCAUAUUUUUUACUACCAUGAACUGGAAGAAGCCACGGACCAUUUUGAUCCCAAAAGGGAACUUGGAGAUGGUGGUUACGGUGCGGUCUACAAAGGCAAACUCCAAGACGGCCGUGUUGUGGCGGUCAAACGGUUGUACGAGAACCACUACAAAAGAGUCGAGCAGUUCACAAAUGAAGUAGAACUACUUGCACGGUUGAGGCAUCAAAAUCUAGUGUCCCUUUAUGGGUGCACACCGUGCCGUUCUAGGGAGCUUCUACUUGUGUAUGAGUACAUCCCUAAUGGCACGCUUGCCGAUCAUCUUCAUGGACAACGUGCAAAGCCCGGAUCCCUCUCAUGGAUCACACGGUUGAACAUCGCCAUAGAAACUGCUGGUGCUCUAGCCUAUCUACAUGCCUCAGGCGUCAUCCACAGAGACGUCAAGAGUACCAAUAUCCUCUUGGACAAUAACUUCAAUGUCAAAGUUGCCGACUUUGGUCUAUCCCGGCUUCUCCCCACAGACGUCACUCACGUCUCAACGGCCCCUCAAGGUACCCCUGGCUACGUAGAUCCAGAAUAUAACGAAUUCUAUCAGCUUACCGAGAAAAGUGAUGUUUACAGCUUCGGUGUGGUACUGCUCGAGCUCAUAUCAUCCAAGCCUGCGGUAGACAUCACUAGGCAUAGAAACGAAAUCAACUUGUCGACGAUGGCUAUUAGCAAGAUCCAAAAUCAUGCAUUGCAUGAACUAGUGGAUCCACAUCUCGGGUUUGAGUCCGAUUACAAGGUAAGAACGAUGAUCGUUGCAGUGGCGGAGUUAGCGUUUCAAUGCUUGCAAAACGGCAGGGAUAUGAGGCCACAUAUGCAGGAUGUUGUAAACUUCUUACAGGAAAUCCACAGCAAGGAUUACAGCACAGAUGUCUUGGACAUUCCUGCAGAUGAUAUUGUAUUGUUGGAAGAGUAACUCAUUUGGUUGAUUGCAUUUUACCCUAUGAAAGCACUAAUGGACAAAAUCCCUCUCAGAAAAAAAAAAAAAAAAAAAAAAAAAAAAAAC
Molecule: messenger RNA, 2050 nt
Organism: Sesamum indicum (sesame)
Lineage: Eukaryota; Viridiplantae; Streptophyta; Magnoliopsida; Lamiales; Pedaliaceae
Product: LEAF RUST 10 DISEASE-RESISTANCE LOCUS RECEPTOR-LIKE PROTEIN KINASE-like 1.2
Biological process (GO): protein phosphorylation
Molecular function (GO): protein kinase activity; polysaccharide binding; ATP binding
Source: RefSeq, a predicted model, not a curated record